GGUUAGGGAUGGCUGUUGUUGCGACCGCUGACGACCCGGGCCGGAGGGCGGGUGAAUGAGGGUGGGCCCAGGGCUGCCUCUAAGCAGAGCUGUCUGGCCUUCUGCCCUUCAUCCUUGGUUAAGGAAAUGACCAACCAGUACAGUAUUCUCUUCAAACAAGAGCAAGCCCAUGACGAUGCCAUUUGGUCAGUUGCCUGGGGGUCAAACAAGAAAGAAAACUCUGAGACGGUGGUCACAGGAUCCCUGGAUGACCUGGUGAAGGUCUGGAAAUGGCAUGAUGAAAGGCUGGACCUGCAGUGGAGUCUGGAGGGACAUCAGCUGGGGGUGGUGUCUGUGGACAUCAGCCACACCCUGCCCAUCGCUGCGUCCAGUUCUCUUGAUGCUCAUAUUCGUCUCUGGGACUUGGAAAAUGGAAAACAGAUAAAGUCUAUAGAUGCAGGACCUGUGGAUGCGUGGACUUUGGCCUUUUCUCCGGAUUCCCAGUAUCUGGCCACAGGAACUCAUGUGGGAAAAGUGAACAUUUUUGGUGUGGAAAGUGGGAAAAAGGAAUAUUCUUUGGACACGAGAGGAAAAUUCAUUCUUAGUAUUGCAUAUAGUCCUGAUGGGAAAUAUCUGGCCAGUGGAGCCAUAGAUGGAAUCAUCAAUAUUUUUGAUAUUGCAACUGGAAAACUUCUGCAUACGCUGGAAGGCCAUGCUAUGCCCAUUCGCUCCUUGACCUUUUCCCCGGACUCCCAGCUCCUCGUCACUGCUUCAGAUGAUGGCUACAUCAAGAUCUAUGAUGUACAACACGCCAACUUGGCUGGCACGCUGAGUGGCCAUGCCUCCUGGGUGCUGAAUGUUGCGUUUUGUCCUGAUGACACUCACUUUGUUUCCAGUUCAUCUGACAAAAGUGUAAAAGUUUGGGAUGUUGGAACAAGGACUUGUGUUCACACCUUCUUUGAUCACCAGGAUCAGGUGUCACUUCUUGCCACUCUCAAGUUCAACUCCCCAGGCUUCUGCUUCUAACUUGCUGGACCAGGUAUGGAAAACUACAAGAAAAGGAGGACCCAAGGCAGGCUCUUCUGGAGGCAGAUGCUCACAACAGCCUAAAAGGGCUCUGGCGUGGAAGGCAUUUCAACAGUGGAAGGGAGAAGAGGAAAUGAAGAAACAAGAAAUAAGCCAAAACAAGAAAAGGAGAGGGUGAAAGAAAGAAAGUAAGGACACUAAAAAGGAUGACUGAGAACAAAAAGUAGGGGGAAAAACACCCCAAAGUCUCCAGCAGGUGGUUUGCUGGUUACUCUGCCCUUCCUUAUAACUAAGCAAGGAAACAGGUUUCUCAGGCUUUGCCUCUUCCUUCUCCCAGGGCUCCUUCCCCACUCCCUGGGGCUGGGACAGCGGAGGAGCGUGGGGCUCUGAUCCCACUGUGGGACCCGCUCCAAGACCUUGAAUCAUCCACCCUGGCUAAGAAUGAGCUUUCCCAAAGAAAUGACAUACAGAUGCUGCCCAGCCCCGCUCUCACAAGUGCUGGAAUCCGGGCUGUGACAAUGUUAGGGACAUGAUACUAGGGUGUUGAGCACAUACCUACUCACAACCAGUGCCCUAGGACUUUAUGUAAACUGAUCCUCAAACUUUCGUCCUCAAGUGGGGGAAGGAAAUGGGUACCUUGGGAGUUCUAUGGAAUGGAGCCUAAAGGAAGGUGUUUUAAAUUUUCAUGCAAAUUUUCUUCAUACUGCAGUGCUUUCCCCAAUCCUUGACUAACUACGUACACACACACACACACACACACGCGCGCGCGCGCGACAACUGAAAAAUCAAGUGGGGUAAAAUGUUAACAAUAUGCAAAUCAUAUAUGGGUGGGCCUUGUACUGUUUUUAUUUUUGCAACUUUUUGUAAGUUUGAAAUUGUUUCCAAAUGUAAAGUUUUUUUAAAAACCCCACAAACUCUGAUCAAGGCUUGGGUAUAUAAUUCUAUUUUAUAUUAUUCCCAGAAAAGAGGAACCAGCAAGAAUCAAAGAAGGAAAGUGACAGAGAAAGAGAACAAGUCUAGAAAGACGAAAGCAGGCAAAGAGGGGAAGAGAGAGAAAUGGGCCCAGAGGCAAAGUCUAGGAAACAGGCAGGAGCUACCCCACUGGACCGCAGUCUUAUCAGCAGCUACCACAGUCCUGGGACAGUAUCAGCUGGUUACCUCCCACCCCAGCCCUGAACCUGCCCCUCUAGUCUCAAACCUCCAAUGCCAUAAGAAAAACAACUCCUGGACCCCAAGGCCAGUGAGGGGACUAGAGCAGUCCUGCUCCUGGCUGGUGCUGGGGCCAGGGUGCAUGGGUAGCUCAGCUGGCAGCACACUGUUCAGACGUUCUCUUUAGGCACAACUGACCUCCUAUGCUAUUCAGAAGUGGCUUUCAGUCAAGGUCCCUUGCCUGGCCUCUCUCCCUCCUGCCUUAAUCCAUUCAGGGAGGUGCUCUGGUGCCCACACAGACGUCGACUGCAGUGAGCACCA
Messenger RNA from Cynocephalus volans (Philippine flying lemur), 2475 nucleotides. RefSeq names its product SKI8 subunit of superkiller complex (gene SKIC8). The record is from RefSeq and is a predicted model, not a curated record. Bases 127 to 1005 code for a protein of 292 amino acids. NCBI's taxonomy places the organism in Eukaryota, Metazoa, Chordata, Mammalia, Dermoptera, Cynocephalidae. Gene Ontology annotation, molecular function: protein binding. Gene Ontology annotation, cellular component: Cdc73/Paf1 complex. The transcript is spliced from 11 exons.